AUGGCGAAUGUUGCUGCUGCCGCUGCUGCUGCCGCCGCCGCUGCAGCUGCUGCGAGAGACCCGGCAGUGGACCGGUCUCUGAGAUCCGUGUUUGUUGGAAACAUUCCAUAUGAAGCCACAGAGGAACAACUUAAGGAUAUAUUUUCUGAAGUUGGACUUGUGGUCAGUUUCAGGUUGGUGUAUGACAGAGAAACGGGAAAGCCAAAGGGCUAUGGCUUCUGCGAGUACCAGGAUCAGGAGACGGCGCUCAGUGCUAUGCGCAACUUAAAUGGAAGAGAAUUCAGCGGUCGUGCACUACGGGUUGACAAUGCAGCAAGUGAAAAGAAUAAAGAGGAACUCAAAAGCUUGGGCACAGGAGCUCCUAUCAUCGAGUCUCCAUAUGGGGAUAGCGUACAGCCAGAGGAAGCCCCAGAAUCUAUUAGCCGAGCUGUGGCCAGUCUACCACCAGAACAAAUGUUUGAACUAAUGAAACAGAUGAAGCUGUGUGUGCAAAAUAGUCCACAAGAGGCCAGAAAUAUGUUGCUUCAAAAUCCCCAGUUGGCUUAUGCUUUGCUACAGGCCCAAGUUGUUAUGCGCAUAGUCGACCCAGAGAUUGCAUUGAAAAUGCUUCAUCGUCAAACUACAGUCCAGCCUCUAGUUCAAAGUGGACAAGGUGGAGCAGCGGCGGUAGGAAACCCUCCUCCAGCUCAGACCAACGCACCAGUCCCACAGCCGCAGCCGGGGCCUGGGAUGCAUGUCAAUGGGGCUCCUCAAAUGAUGCAGCCUCCUAAUAUGGGUGUGGCUCCUGGCCCCAUGCCUGGACCUGGUUCUGGCCCCGGCCCUGGGCCUGCACCUGUCGGCCCUCCAGGAAAUCUGCAGCAUUCCCCUACGAGAUCAUCCAGCUCUGCUGCUGUCGAGCGACCACAAGGACCAGGUGGUAUUCCUCCAAGAGGUCUUUUAGGAGAUGGUCCCAAUGACCCCAGAGGGGGAAGUCUCUUGUCAGUCACUGGAGAGGUGAUCGAUCCCAAUCGAGGAUACAUGGGAGCCCCACCUCAACUUCAAGCACCACCUGUACACAUGGGCCAGAUGGGAACUGGACCCCCUCCUGAUAUGAGAGGACCUCCAAUGGACAUGAGAGGUCCUCCUAUGGGUGAACCACGGAAUAUGAUGGGUGACCCCCGUGGGCCCCCAAUGAUGGAGCCUCGUGGACCUCCAAUGGAGACGAGAGGUCGUGAUCCCAGAGCAAUGGAUGCUCGUGUGCCUGUGGGCAACCAGAGGGUCCCUAUGGCUGGGGGCAUGCCAGGUCCUGUUCCCCAUAGCAUGGGUCCAAAUGUCCCCCCACCUGUGAGACCAGCAGGUGGAGGCUUUAGCCCUGGACAGGCCCCCGUUUCAUCUCAAGACCAAGAGAAGGCUGCUCUCAUUAUGCAAGUGCUGCAGCUCACCCCAGAACAGAUCGCCAUGCUGCCCCCAGAGCAGCGACAGAGCAUCCUCAUUCUGAAGGAGCAGAUUCAGAAGACGGCCAGUGGAGCUCCUUAA
Molecule: messenger RNA, 1515 nt
Organism: Knipowitschia caucasica
Lineage: Eukaryota; Metazoa; Chordata; Actinopteri; Gobiiformes; Gobiidae
Source: the annotation of a GenBank genome assembly